Messenger RNA from Branchiostoma floridae (Florida lancelet), 1211 nucleotides. RefSeq names its product low-density lipoprotein receptor-related protein 2-like. Lineage: Eukaryota; Metazoa; Chordata; Leptocardii; Amphioxiformes; Branchiostomatidae. Gene Ontology annotation, cellular component: plasma membrane. The record is from RefSeq and is a predicted model, not a curated record. The annotation marks the transcript as partial. The transcript has 2 exons. Gene Ontology annotation, molecular function: protein binding.
UCAAGGUAGAUCCAGCACGCAACAUGGCAUCCACCUGUUCCCCCGGGAAGCCCAUCAUGGCGCUCGGCCUGCUUCUGUUUGCCUGCCUGCUGUCGUCAGGCCAUGCCUUUCUCGACAUCGACGACUGGGGCGAAGACUGGAGCGAAAACUUGUUGAGUUUUUGGAACGAAUUCUUGGUCGAUUACGUGGACGAAGACACGAACGACCGCUUGGUAGAAGUCUGGAACGAAUACUUCGACGGAGACGGGGACGGAGACCAGGGAGCAUUCUUGGACGAAAUCUUUAACGAAUUCUUCUUGAGCGUCCAGGGAGACUCGGCGGGAUUCUUGGCCGAAACCUUGAACGAAUUCAUGAUCGGAGACUCGGACUCGGAAGAGUGCCCAAACGACGCCAUGUGUGUAGAUAGUGGAGCGUGUAUCGAUGUACUGUGGCGAUGUGACGGGGAGGAUGAUUGCGGUGACGGUUCUGAUGAGCAGGGCUGCUGGAGCCGGGAGUGCCCUGAGCCCGACGAUGUCAGGUGUGAAAGAAGCGGAGCCUGUAUCGAUGACGAUCGGAAAUGUGACGGUGCGGAAGACUGCCCAGACGGUUCAGAUGAGAAGUAUUGCGCAGACGACACCUGUCCCCUGCCCAGUGUCUUCUGUGCACCUGAUGGUCCCUGCCUCCCGGACACGAGGCGCUGCGACGGCGUCGGGGACUGUCCCGACGGGUCCGAUGAGAGUGGCUGUGGGUCUACAAGUGGCCAAGAAGCGACCGAGGGCCCCAUAGCUGGCCAAGAAGUGACCGAGGACCCCGCAGCUCGCCAAGAAGUGACCGAAGGCCCCACAGCUGGCCAAGAAGGGACCGAGGGCCCCACAGCUGGCCAAGAAGCAACCGAGGGCCCCACAGCUGCUCAAGAAGGGACCGAGGGCCCCACAGCUGACCAAGAAGGGACCGAGGGCCCCACAGCUGACCAAGAAGCGACCGAGGGCCCCAUGGCUGGCCAAGAAGCGACCGAGGGCCCCACAGCUGGCCAAGAAGCGGCCGAGGGCCCCUCAGCUCGCCAUGAAGUGACCGAGGGCUCCACAGCUGGCCAAGAAGUGACCGAGGGCCUCACAGCUGGCCAAGAAGUAACCGAGCGCCCCACAGCUGGCCAAGAAGCGGCCGAGGGCUCCACACCUGGCCAAGAAGCGGUCGAGGGCCCCACAACUGGCCAAGAAGCAGCCGAGGGCUCC